ACGGAGUCCAUGCACUAAAUAAUUCAAGCUCCCAUUCCCCUUCUCUUCCACCGCUAACAAGAUGCCGGCCGUACAUCACAAACUGCUCCUGGAGGACGCCUUACAGGACAGUCCUCAGACUCGUUCCUUGCUCAGUGUGUUUGAGGAAGAUGUUGGUAUGCUCACAGACUACACCAACCAGCUGCUACAAUCGAUGCAGCGUGUGUUUGGAGCUCAGAGUGAGAUGGGAUUGGCAACAGAGCAGCUCUCACAGCAGCUUCUGGAUUAUGAGAAGAAAAAUUUUGCCCUUGGAAAAGGUGAUGAAGAGGUUAUCACCACGCUGCAGAACUUCGCCAAAACUGUAGGGGAGCUGAACUCUCUCCACUCUGAGCUAGCCAACCAGAUGGCUGACAGCAUGGUCUUCCCCUUGAUCCAGUUCCGAGAGAAAGACCUCACAGAGAUAAGCACACUGAAAGAAAUAUUUGGCAUCGCCACUGAUGAGCACGAGGCAGCUAUGGUCAAGUACAGCAGAUUGCCCAAGAAGAAAGAGAACGAGAAGCUGAAGUCAGACUUGGUGAAGGAGGUGGCGUACACCAGAAGGAAGCAGCACCAGGCCUCACUGCAGUACUACUGCGCCCUCAACGCCCUGCAGUAUCGCAAGAGAGUAGCUAUGCUCGAACCCAUGCUAGGCUACACACAGGCACAGAUCAGCUUCUUCAAGAAAGGCAUUGAGCUGGUGUCAAAGAAGAUGGAUAACUUUCUCUCCUCUGUGUCCAACAUGACACAAAGUGUUCUGUCUAGUAUCCAGACCCAGCUGGACGCAGAGGCAGAGGUCAUGCGUGUGUCCCAGAGGGAGUUUCUGUCAGUGGAGGACACUGUCUAUAUGCCCGAUAAGGACAGUGAGCCCGUCAAUCGCACGCUUAUCCAGAAGGCCGGCUACCUCAACAUUAGGAAUAAAACAGGCCUAGUGACCACAGCCUGGGACCGACUGUACUUCUUCACCCAGGGAGGAAACCUCAUGUGUCAGCCGCGGGGGGCGGUGGCGGGGGGCAUGGUGCUGGACUUGGACAACAGCUCUGUCAUGGCCGUGGAGUGUGAGGACAGACGCUACUGUUUUCAGAUAACCUCACCCUCAGGAAAAACGUCAAUGAUUCUACAAGCUGAGAGCAAAAAGGAAUAUGAAGAAUGGAUUUGCACGGUGAACAACAUCUCCAGACAGAUCUACCUGACUGACAACCCAGAGGCUGUGGCCAUUCGACUCAACCAAACCGCCAUCCAGGCAGUCACCCCUAUCACCAGCUUUGAGAAGAGACAAGAAGGGUCGCCUAACCCUGACAGAGCAAAGCCAGGAGGUAUACAUGCUGCCGGCAGCGGUUCCCAGAAGACGGGGGCUGCUCCGGAACCAGAGGACCUGAUAGCCCCCGGCACGCCAAUUCAGUUUGACAUCAUGCUGCCAGCCUCCGAGUUUCAGGACCAGAACAGGGGCGGGGGGAGACGCACAAAUCCAUUUGGAGAAACGGACGAUGACUGUUCCACAGAAAGUGACGACUCCCUCCUGCAGCAGGUAUUUGCUGUGCGCUUCCUGGGUUCCAUGGCGGUGCGCUGUGGCAACAAUCAGGAAGUGAUCUAUGAGGCCAUGAGGCAGGUGCUGGCUGCUCGAGCCAUCCACAACAUCUUCAAGACUACAGAGUCCCACCUCAUGGUCACCAGCAGUAGCCUCAGGUUGAUUGACCCUCAGACUCAAGUUACAAGAAUAAGUUUCCAGCUUGGAGAGGUGUGUCAGUUUGCGGCCCACCAAGAGAACGGGAGGCUGAUGGGAUUCGUGGUUGAGGGCAGUGAUUGGAGUGAAGGAGAUGAAGAGGGAGAGCCUUCGUUCAGCGCCUUCGUCUUUGAGAGCAACACAGAGGGCGAAAAGAUAUGCUACACCAUAAGCUUGGCAAAGGAUAUUACAGAAGCCAAGAAGGACCCUGAGGCUCUGGCUCAGCUGAUGAAAAACAUGCCUCUAACCAACGAUGGUAAAUUCCUUCUGCUGGAGCCUGAGACCAGCGACACGAGUGACGGAGGCGGACAAGAAGACCUGGAGUCUGAGGCCUAGCCCCUGUCAGGAAGAAAAAAAUAACAAAAACCCCACAACCAAGACCAGGGCCACGUUCCGACUUUUGCCCAGGAGAGGAGGCUUUCCCUGGAUAAACGUCUCAUCAUGACCCCUAGCUGUAACUCUGGUACUGUAACACCCAUAUUAGAAAGUGUAGUUAACUUUCACCGACCCUGAUUUAUUGCAGCUUCAGUUUUGCUGCUGUAGUGAAAGAAAGCAGAGAACUCUGGCAGGGGGUUGCCUCGACCAAAAAGCACAUCUCCUGGGCACUCCCAUUAGAUCUGCUUUUCCAAGUUCACAUUGUAGCAUGGGUCUUUAGAUUUGGUACUGAGUUUUGUCUUUUUCUUACACAUCAAAAGGGACACCAUAUAGGUACUGAUCGUGUUUCAUUGUCUUCUAAUUUCCCUGGCACUUUGGCAGAAGUUGAUGAAUCAUUUGCUUCAGAUUAGGUUUAUAUUAGUUUUUUGGUUUACAUAGUUUGAAGUUUAUUCCUUUACCUUGUUUUACAUGUUAACUUGUAUGUAAGGCUCUUACUUUAUGCAACUACUUUGGCGUUAUUUCUUAAUUAUUCAUGUAUGUUGCACUUUCCGAGGUUAAUAUCUGUUUAAUAACAUUUGAUGGCUACAGAAUGCACUAAUUGAGAAACUUAAAUGAUUUAACACUCUAAAGGCUAUGAAGGACAUACAAAAAUAAGUAAAUAAUGAUGUCAGCUUAUUUUUUAUCAGAAGGAUGGUGAGUGUUGCAUAGCUUAUUAUCGUUACUCUGUGUGAGCCAAUGUGUCUUGAAGCAGUGGAUACAGUUGGCAUGAGUGAUUAGGCGAAACAUUUUUCUUCUCUCUGCAGUGCUGUUGCACAGAUUUAGCAUUCUGACUAUCUUACACAUUGCCACGAUACUGAAUUAAUGUCAUAUUUAACAUAAUUCUUUGCUACUUUGUUUCUUAUGAUCUGUAUGUCAGGUCCUCUAUGAGCAGCCCAAAUAUUCUGUAGUGAAAUUAAAAACUACUCUGCACUCAGUAUCUUAAAAGCCUAUGUAAAUAAGGUCUGUUCCAGUGUCUAUAUGAUGUUUAAUCAGUCAGCUGCAUUAAAAGCUUUCAGAGUCAAUAUGCUAGGACUGAUGCGGUGCAUGAUUAAAUAACGGUGUUCUCUCUCAUUCCAUUUGCAGAAGAUUAAAACCUCAACACUGAGCACUGAGCUGUAACACUAAAAGAAAAUCCACUGCAAUGGUACAGUAACACAUGAAGCCAGGCCACAGUGAGGUAUUAUGUACUCGUUGAAAAGCAAUUUGUCCUUUGCUCAUGCAUAUGAACGCUAUCAAAACAGAAGAACGAAAGGAAAAGCGAUUGAUCCGUGAAAUUCUAUCCCUCCCAUGAUAUCAUUGUGCAGAUUUUUUUAGUUUCAGCCCAUUUGAGCUUUAACACUAAUUUCAAAAGGACAGUGAAGACCCGUGACGGACUGUGUGAAUGUGACGUGUUUUGUACUGUGUUAUACUGAUGAGGUCAAAGCCGCUAACUUGAUGUUGAAAGUUACUUUGUGUGGACUAUUGCGUCUGCUUGCUUGUUAUACACUACAUCAAAGACAAAGUGUGGAUAUUUCUACUGGUGAAAUAAUUAGUAAUGAUCAUGUUGGAUUAUUCACAUUGUGAUGGAAGGAAUUAGAUCAUAACCGUUUCUCUUUUUAUUGCUUGAUGUAAAUGCAUAUUGGCAGGUCUUCUGACGCUAUAAAGAAAAUAAUGUCAAUAGACUUGUAUCCUCCUUCCUCUGGUGCUGGUUGAGACGUGUCAAUCACACCAUCAAUCAAACUAAAUAAAGUAUACAAACAUGCUCUAUACACUAACCUAAAAAAGUCAUGUUUGAUGACCUACACAAGCCGAUACCUGUGUUGCUUUGAUUGAUGGCUCAGUUGCUAAAAAGAAGCAAAUCCUUUCACGUGGCCUGCUGCAGCCUGUUAUACUUCUUACAGCUGUGCUGCAUAGUCUUGAUAUACUUUUUAAGUAAUGCACCGUCACAUAAAACCUAAGAACUCAAGAUGUUGAAAAUAUGUUUCAGUAAUAAAGAAAGGACUGUUUUCUCCCUCUGUCUUUUUGUAAAUGGCUCAACUUGACAGAAUCCACUACCCAUAAGCUUUGCACUUAAUCCUAAUUUUGUCCUUAUUUUCUAAAAUCCAAAUGUUAACAUGCAAUGUUUAAUAAAUAUCAGUCAUUUCUUUCUUA
This is a messenger RNA of Scomber scombrus (Atlantic mackerel), 4282 nucleotides long. It is a transcript of the gene appl2, whose product is annotated as adaptor protein, phosphotyrosine interaction, PH domain and leucine zipper containing 2. Bases 62 to 2074 code for a protein of 670 amino acids. Gene Ontology annotation, molecular function: protein binding. The record is from RefSeq and is a predicted model, not a curated record. Gene Ontology annotation, biological process: signaling. The transcript is spliced from 21 exons. Gene Ontology annotation, cellular component: endosome membrane; cytoplasm. Lineage: Eukaryota; Metazoa; Chordata; Actinopteri; Scombriformes; Scombridae.